Molecule: messenger RNA, 7069 nt
Organism: Eublepharis macularius
Lineage: Eukaryota; Metazoa; Chordata; Lepidosauria; Squamata; Eublepharidae
Gene: ROBO1
Product: roundabout guidance receptor 1
Exons: 29
Coding region: 618-5474 (1618 amino acids)
Biological process (GO): Roundabout signaling pathway; axon guidance; axon midline choice point recognition
Cellular component (GO): plasma membrane; axon
Molecular function (GO): axon guidance receptor activity; protein binding
Source: RefSeq, a predicted model, not a curated record
GCGUAGGGCGCCAAGGACAGAGGCUGGCCGCGGAGAGGAGCUGCCUCCGUCCGCGCUCCCAGCUCUGUGCCCCGAGUGAUGGGACCCCGGGCUGCCGCUACUGCUGCUCCUCCUCCCGCACCGCCGCUUCUCUCUGCCUUGCGCUCGCCCAGCGGCGCUGCAAGCCAGCCCUCGCCUAGAGCCGCCGGCCCGUCUCCGCUGCCCUCCGCCUGAGUUCUGCGCGGGCGGCGGCAGCACUUUCUCCACUUCGCUGGAAGGGCCGGGUGUGCGCGCGUGGGAGAGUCGCGGAGCCGAGCGGGCAGCUUUUGUUUCUGGGUCGCCGUCGGGUGGUCCCGCGACUCCCGCGCCGAGGCCGGAGAGUGCUCUGUGGGAUCACCCGGGGCAAGAGGAAAGCCAAGCGUGAACCCUCCCCGGUCCUGACAAUAGAGGCGAAGAGCGAAGGCGACCCUCUCCUUCCCACCCUUGGAGGAUUUGGGAAACGUCGCAGAUCAUUAAGCUGCUUGUGGAUUUACAAAUUGGGAAGCGUUGGAGGCUUUGGGAGGAAAGCCCUCCCCCUCCCCGGCUCCACUAGCCCUCCCUUUUGGCAUGAGACGAUCGGAAGGCUCCACCUGGAGACAAUGAUCGCGGAGUUUGCUCACUUCUGCCUCUUUGGAUUAAUAUGCUUCUCCUCAGGUUCACGUCUUCGCCAAGAGGAUUUCCCACCACGAAUUGUUGAGCAUCCUUCAGAUCUAAUUGUGUCUAAAGGUGAACCAGCAACAUUAAAUUGUAAGGCUGAGGGCAGGCCAACACCAACUAUUGAAUGGUAUAAAGGAGGAGAAAGGGUUGAAACUGACAAAGAUGAUCCUCGCUCUCAUCGGAUGUUGCUGCCAAGUGGAUCUUUAUUUUUCUUACGCAUAGUUCAUGGUCGCAAGAGUAGGCCUGAUGAAGGAGUUUAUGUCUGUGUAGCAAGGAAUUACCUUGGUGAAGCUGUGAGCCACAACGCAUCACUGGAAGUAGCAAUACUCCGUGAUGACUUCAGACAAAACCCAGCAGAUGUCAUGGUAGCGGUGAGUGAGCCAGCUGUGAUGGAAUGCCAACCUCCAAGAGGCCAUCCUGAGCCUACGAUAUCAUGGAAAAAAGAUGGAUCUCCACUGGAUGACAAAGAUGAAAGAAUUACUAUCAGAGGAGGAAAACUAAUGAUCACCUAUACUAGGAAGAAUGAUGCUGGCAAAUAUGUGUGUGUUGGAACAAACAUGGUGGGAGAAAGGGAAAGUGAAGUGGCAGAACUUACAGUUUUAGAAAGACCUUCAUUUGUGAAGAGGCCAAGUAAUUUGGCAGUAAUUGUGGAUGACAGUGCAGAGUUUAAGUGUGAAGCACGUGGCGAUCCAGUUCCUACAGUAAGAUGGAGGAAGGAUGAUGGAGAACUACCUAAAGCAAGGUAUGAAAUCCGUGAUGACCACACCUUGAAAAUCCGAAAAGUUAUGGCAGGAGACAUGGGAUCUUAUACUUGUGUUGCAGAAAAUAUGGUUGGAAAAGCAGAAGCAUCAGCAACUCUAACAGUUCAAGAGCCACCACAUUUUGUUGUGAAACCUCGUGACCAGGUGGCUGCAUUAGGCAGAACAGUGACUUUCCAGUGUGAAGCAACAGGGAACCCUCAACCGGCAAUAUUUUGGCGAAGAGAAGGAAGUCAGAACCUGCUAUUUUCGUACCAGCCUCCUCAAUCUUCUAGCCGGUUUUCUGUAUCACAAACUGGUGAUCUCACUAUUACAAGUGUACAGCGGUCUGAUGUUGGAUAUUAUAUCUGCCAGACUUUAAAUGUAGCAGGAAGCAUCACAACAAAAGCCUACUUGGAGGUUACUGAUGUAAUUGCAGACCGACCUCCCCCUGUUAUUCGACAGGGUCCUGUGAAUCAGACUGUAGCUGUGGAUGGUACUUUAGUACUAAGCUGUGUGGCUGCAGGCACUUUAAUGCCUACCAUUCUCUGGAGAAAGGAUGGCACCCUCAUCUCUACACAGGACUCCCGGAUCAAGCAGCUGGAGACUGGCACACUACAGAUACGAUAUGCUAAGCUUGGUGACACUGGCCGGUAUACAUGCAUUGCCUCAACCCCAAGCGGUGAAGCAUCAUGGAGUGCUUACAUUGAGGUUCAAGAAUUUGGUGUGCCUGUGCAACCACCGAGACCUACUGACCCUAACUUGAUUCCCAGUGCACCAUCAAAACCCGAGGUUACUGAUGUCAGCAGAAAUACAGUAACAUUGUCAUGGCAGCCUAAUUUGAAUUCAGGUGCAACUCCAACCUCUUAUAUAAUAGAGGCCUUCAGCCAUGCAGCUGGCAGCAGCUGGCAAACUGUAGCAGAAAAUGUAAAAACAGAAACAUUUGCAGUUAAAGGGCUGAAACCAAAUGCAGUUUAUCUCUUUCUUGUACGGGCAGCCAAUGCAUAUGGAAUUAGUGAUCCCAGUCAGAUAUCUGACCCAGUGAAAACUCAAGAUGUUCCCCCUACAAGUCAGGGUGUAGAUCACAAGCAAGUACAGAGAGAACUGGGUGACGUUGUUCUACAUCUCCAUAAUCCCACCAUUCUUUCUUCUUCCUCAAUUGAAGUUCAUUGGACAGUUGACCAACAGUCCCAGUAUAUACAGGGGUAUAAAAUUCUCUAUAGGCCAACAACUGCUUCUCAUGGAGAAUCUGACUGGUUGAUUUUUGAUGUGAGGACUCCAACGAAAAACAGUGUUGUCAUUCCCGAACUGAAAAAAGGUGUAAACUAUGAAAUCAAGGCUCGACCUUUUUUUAAUGAGUUUCAAGGAGCUGAUAGUGAAGUGAAGUUUGCCAAAACCCUGGAAGAAGCUCCAAGUGCUCCUCCUCAAAGUGUUUCAGUAAGCAAGAAUGAUGGAAAUGGCACUGCAAUUGUUGUAACUUGGCAGCCUCCCCCAGAAGAUACGCAAAAUGGAAUGGUCCAGGAAUACAAGGUCUGGUGUCUCGGCAAUGAAAGUCGGUACCACAUAAAUAAGACAGUGGAUGGUUCAACUUUUUCUGUAGUAAUUCCAUCUCUAGUUCCUGGUAUUCGAUACACUGUGGAAGUGGCAGCUAGUACUGGAGCUGGAGCUGGGGUGAAGAGUGAACCACAAUUUAUUCAGUUAGAUUCUUAUGGGAACCCUGUGUCACCAGAAGAUCAAGUCAGUUUAGCCCAGCAGAUUUCAGAUGUUGUAAAACAGCCAGCAUUCAUUGCUGGAAUUGGUGCUGCCUGCUGGAUUAUCCUAAUGGUUUUCAGCAUUUGGUUGUACCGCCACCGGAAGAAGCGAAGUGGACUUGCUAGUACUUAUGCUGGUAUUAGAAAAGUCCCGUCUUUUACCUUCACACCAACAGUAACAUAUCAAAGAGGGGGAGAAGCCGUUAACAGUGGAGGAAGGCCAGGUCUUUUAAACAUCAAUGAACCUGCCUCUCAGCCAUGGCUUGCAGACACGUGGCCUAACACUGGGAACAAUCACAAUGACUGCUCCAUCAGCUGCUGUACAUCAGGCAAUGGAAACAGUGAUAGCAAUCUUACUACGUAUAGUCGGCCAGCUGAUUGUAUAGCAAAUUACAACAAUCAGCUUGAGAACAAGCAAACAAAUCUAAUGCUGCCUGAGUCAACAGUUUAUGGAGAUGUGGAUCUAAGCAACAAAAUCAAUGAGAUGAAAACUUUCAAUAGCCCAAAUCUAAAAGAUGGAAGAUUUGUCAGCCAACCUGGGCAGCCAACACCUUAUGCAACCACUCAACUCAUCCAGUCAAACAUCAGCAAUGUUAACAGCAAUGUCAACAGUGGCAGUGGGGAUUUGCAUGAAAAGCAUUGGAAGCCAUCUGGACAACAGAAGCAAGAAGUUGCACCAGUUCAAUACAACAUUAUGGAGCAAAACAAAUUAAAUAAAGAUUAUCGAGUAAAUGAUAAUGCUCCAACUAUCCCAUAUAACCAAUCAUAUGACCAGAAUACAGGAGGAUCCUACAACAGUUCAGAUAGAGGAAGCAGUACAUCUGGGAGUCAAGGGCACAAGAAGGGUGCUCGAACCCCCAAGGCUUCAAAGCAGGCUGGCAUGAAUUGGGCAGACCUACUUCCUCCUCCCCCUGUACAUCCUCCUCCCCAUAGUAAUAGUGAAGAUUAUAGUAUUUCAGUGAAUGAAAGCUAUGACCAGGAAAUCCCAUGCCCAGUACCACCAGCAAGAAUGUAUCUACAGGAGGAUGAGUUGGAGGAGGAGGAGGAAGAUGAACGAGGUCCCACACCACCACUUCGAGGAGCAGCUUCCUCUCCAGCAGCAGUGUCCUACAGCCAUCAAUCUACUGCCACACUAACUCCCUCCCCACAAGAAGAACUCCAGCCUAUGUUGCAGGAUUGCCCAGAAGAAAUAAGCCACUUGCAACACCCACCAGAUCGGAGGCGUCAACCUGUGAGUCCUCCUCCUCCUCCCAGGCCUAUCUCUCCACCACAUACCUACGGUUAUAUUUCAGGACCUCUUGUAUCAGACAUGGAUACAGAUGCACCAGAGGAGGAAGAGGAUGAAGCAGACCUAGAAGUUGCCAAGAUGCAAAAUAGAAGACUUCUUUUUCGUGGCCUUGAGCAGACACCUGCCUCAAGUGUAGGAGAUCUGGAGAGCUCUGUGACGGGUUCUAUGAUUAACGGCUGGGGAUCAGCCUCGGAAGAUGAUAACAUAUCUAGUGGACGGUCUAGUGUUAGCUCAUCUGAUGGAUCUUUUUUUACAGAUGCAGAUUUUGCACAGGCUGUUGCAGCAGCAGCAGAAUAUGCUGGUCUUAAAGUAGCAAGGCGUCAAAUGCAGGAUGCUGUAGGAGGCCGUAGACAUUAUCAUGCCUCACACUGCCCUAGACCCACGAGCCCUGUAUCUACUGACAGCAAUAUGAGUGCUGCUGUGAUACAGAAGGUUCGACCUGCCAAAAAGCAAAAGCACCAGCAAGGACAUCUGCGCAGAGAAGUCUACACAGAUGACCUACCACCCCCUCCUGUACCACCUCCUGCUAUAAAAUCUCCCACAGCCCAGUCCAAAUCUCAAAUGGAGGUUCGGCCUGUCAUGUUGCCAAAGCUCUCUUCUAUAGAACCAAGAACAGAGAGGGCAGUGGAAAAAAAAGCAACAAGCUAUAAGGGGAAAGAAGGUGCUGAUGGUCGCCAGCAUUCUGAUGUACGGACAAGUUCAGGGGAGCGCCGAGAAUUGCAGGAACCACAAGGUGAUUGCAGACUGCGAGGAAACAAAGCAGCAAGGCGAGAUGGCACACCAGCAAAAACGCAUCUUCUUCAAGAGGAUAUUCUACCAUAUUGUAGACCUACGUUUCCAACAUCAAACAACAACAGAGAUCCCAGUUCCUCAAGCUCCAUGUCAUCAAGAGGAUCAGGAGGUAGACAAAGGGUAGAACAAGCAAAUCUAGGUCGAAGGAAUGUUGCAGAAAUGCAAGUAUUUAGAACAUAUGAGAGAGGAGAAGAUGACAAAGAAGAAGAAUUACAGGAAACAGAAAGCUGAAGAAGAGAUGUACUGUUAUGCAUUCUUAAAUUUAAUCAAAAAGAUAUCACUUAAGAUGCCUGAAGUCUGAUAUUUGAUGCCAGAAAUAAUAUUCAGUGCAAUCAGAGUGUACAAUUUCUCAUCUUUUUCAUGCCAUCAGAAUGCUAAUCUUUAUUUUAACAUUUCCUUUAAAAACCUCAUCAUAAUGAAUAUUGCCUGUUUAUUCCCUUAGGCUAAAUAUACCAUAUUUUCUCUGACCGGGAGAGCAAUUAAUCUGCUUUUUGUGGUGCUAAACUAGUUGCUACUUCCAGAUUUGGGCAGAAGGAGGAGCUCUGGUUUGUUCUCACUAAGGCACUACAGAAUGGUGUAUGCCACCAUUUAUAGAAUACCAUUGAUUAGACAAUAGCAUGUUGCAAAGAAUGAUGGUUUUCUAACCUUACAUUGGUGUUACAGGCUGCAUUUGUUUCACAGCGUUGCAUUUUCUUCCAGCAGUCAGAGCCCUCUGCAGCAAAAAUUACAGUUUCAUAUGAAUUAAGUUACAGUGAUUCAUACUGUAAACACACAUUAAUUUUUCAAACCCUCAUAGAACUUUAAUGUGUAUACACAUUAUCUCUUUAAUCAUGAAGGUACAUUCUUCACUGGAAAAGUCCUUUAGGGAUAGGAAGAAGGCAUGCCAAUGAGAAUUGGCAGUUAUAGAUUGAGUUAUGCUUAUCAAUUACUUGAACAGUUUUUGGUCUCGACCAGUGCUUCUAGAAACACAAACUUACAAAGCAAUGGACUUUAUUAAGCAUCAUUGAGAAAGGACAUCUUUAUCAUAACUGGCCCAAAUCUCAGACCUCUACUUUAUAGUGUCAAUUCACCUUAAAGAAGUGCCACUUAAAGAAGUUAUGUUUGAUCUCGGGGGUUCGGGGGGGGGGUGUUUUUUUGUAAUGCACUGUUUAUCUUUUUUUGUUUUUUUGGUUUUAAAAGCACAAUCACUAAACUUUAUUUGUAAAACAUUGUAACUAUUAACCGUUUUUGUCUUAUUGUAAAAUGUUAAGCUUUUGUUUGUUUUUUCAUAUUUUUGUUAAUGCUCUGUGUUUGUAUUGGGAGUAUUUGAAUGCUGACAGAUGGUAAAGGUAGCAAACCUAAGAAUGGGCCAUAAACAGAAUACUUUCCCCAUUUCCUGGACUUUAAAUACUCAAGUUUCCUAUAGCUUAUCUUGACAUUGGAUUUCCACAAAAACGAAAACAGAGCCAUUAGUUCCUAUGAAAUUACAGAAUGAUGUCCUCCGUCUGUAGAUUUUUAUGAUCUCUUUUGUAAUUAUAAAAUUUCUUUCUCAUCGGUGCUAAUGGAAAAUUGUGUGUUUGUUUAUGGACAAUUAUCAGGCCUAGCCUCAGCGGGGAGGGGGGUAAGAAAGGAGUGUUUUGGUAUUUACUGAGGGCUAAACAUUUUCAUUAAGGUAAUUUUUAAGAAAUGGUUACAAUAGAAAGAGUGUGCAGUACUGAGGGAACAAUCCAUGUGAUUAAUGUUUUCAUUAUGUUCAUGUAAGAAACCUCAUAUUUUAGCCAUAAUUUUGCAUACUGAGGAUUCAAUAAUCAUAAAAGUAAUUUUUGUCACAUUAUUUAUUAAAAACG